Messenger RNA from Prorocentrum cordatum, 5337 nucleotides. The record is from the annotation of a GenBank genome assembly. NCBI's taxonomy places the organism in Eukaryota, Dinophyceae, Prorocentrales, Prorocentraceae.
AUGGCGAUCGUCCUCUGCCAUCCUGGCUUCAAGCUUUCACGCGCCGAGGGCCUGGCGCCACCUGGGAUGGUGGCGAGCCUCUGCGCGGCCGUGUCGGCGGCGGCUCCCGGCGUGCUGCGGGAGCUGGCGCGCGGGGCGGUGGCCGAGGCGGCGCGGGUGGCGUUCGCGGGGCCGCAGGCGUGUCCGCCGUGCCCCGACUGCCACCCGGCGCCCUGCCCGGCCUGCCCGAGCUGCCCGCCGGCCCCACCUUGCCCGGCGUGCGUGUGCGCCGAGCCCGCACCGCCCCCAGUGUUGGCGGCGGCCGCGUGCGAGGCGGAGGAGCGCCCGGAGUGGUGGCUGCUCUGGCUGGUGGCGCUGGUGGUGGCGUUUUUCGCGGCGCCCUUCGCCAACAUGUCGACGCGCGACGAGAGGCGCCCGGGGGCGCGGCUGCUGGUGCGGUUCGUCGGAGAUGAGUGGGCCCAUGAGCGGGUGCUGCUCUGGCCGGUCCAUCUGGACCGCAGGCACGAGUGCUGGGUCAUCGAGAGCGCGGACGGCGACCGCUACGUGGAGCGUCGGGCCGACUGGGUCUGGCACGUGUCGCUGCUCCACGGCUGGCCCGAGAAUUUCAGGGGCAACGGUGAGGAGCCGACGAGCAUGGUGGACUGGCACGGCGACGAGUGCGGCCUGGACAUCGGCGUGCUGGAGGCCGCGCGGCGGCGCCUGCGGGGCAAGCGGCCUUUGGCCACGGGCGCUCGGGUCCCCGAGUCACCCGGGGACGAGGCUGCUAGCCGGCCCGUCCUAGCGCCCCCGCCGCUGGAAGGUGAGGAGUCGGUGCUGCUGGUGGCGGAGGUGCAGGCAGGCGGCGGCUUCCGGCUGGGCGACGAGGUGGCGCCGGGCCCCGAGGACGUCCAGGCGGGGCCGAAGGUGAUCGCGCGGCGGCCCGACGGCCGGCCGGUGCUUUGCGAGCGGGUGCCAGUCUCCGAGGUCGAGAGGUGGCGGGCCCAGGAAUUUGACAACGCCGGGCGGAUGGCCGCUCCCUUGCCGGCCCCGUUGUCCCCGCCGCCAGCCGAGGAGGCCGGACGGCCCAGCCCCUUUGACCUCCGCGAGGCGCUGGCCGACCGGCCGCGCGAGGAGGUGGGUGGCACCCCCACGCCGCGCGAGGAGACAGCGGGGCCCGCAGCCGACGAUGUGCGGACGACCGCGGUGGAGUGGAACGAACAGGGAGUCCGCUUCAAGGAAUGGCGCCGAGCGGUGGGGGAGAGCAGUUCGGAGGCCCUGGACGGGUGCGAGCUGCGCGGGGCCGGCACGGCCCUCCACCUCUGCCAUCGGUUCACGCAGCACGGCGGCGACCCCAAAACGUGGAUGAGCAACUUCUGCCGCGAGUACGGCGUGAGUCAGCGUGACCGGACAUGGCACGAGUUGAACUGUCUGGUCACGAUCUUCUGGCUGGUCGCGACGUUCGACGCGCUGAACCUAGGCGGGCUGGCGUGUCUGGAGGUGGCGGCCCGCCGAGUGGCCCAGAUCAGCGAGGCCUAUCGCGUGGCUCCUGGUCAGCCGGCCGCGUUGGAGGCAGGCAGGUUCCUGACGGGGACGAGUGACCCCUUCGACGUGGUGUCGCCCGAGCUCCGCAACUUCGCGAAUCGGGCGGCUCGCGACGAGUCCGAGCGGCUCGCUGCCCUGGGACGCAGUCGAGCGUUGGGGCCUGGCGGCCGCGGGGCUGGCGGUGCCGACGAGGUGACGGGCGCGCUGGAGACAGUCGAAAUGACGGGCAAGGGGCCGGGGGUGAGGCCGCCCCCCGGCCUUGAAGCAGAGGCCACGCUCGGCGGCCAGGUCUACCCUGUCCCAGGGCUGCGCGAGCUGGACGCCGACGUCGCUUCCCGCCUUGGACGUCGCGAUCGGCCACGAGUUCGGCGGCUGGCGAACGAGGGCUUGUCCAGCCUAAAUUGGAUGCGUGGUGCUGAUCGGCGGCCGCCCCCGGCGGCGCCCAGCUGGGCCACGCGCUGCCGCGUGGCGGAGCUGCGGCGUGAGACGCAGCGACGGGCCCAACUCCUGGCGGCGAGCUGGGGCGGCCCGGACAGCGCGAAGGAUUCGCAGCAGUGCUUGGCGCGCCUGCUGCGGGGCCGAGGCGGCUACGCCCAGCUGGCCCACGCGACGCUGACCCCCUUCUCCCACGCCCGGCUGUCGACCCCGGACGACCUUGCUGGGUCGCCGAGAGUUUUGAGUCUUCUGUCGGAGGCGGCGCGGAUCCAGUUGAAGGAUUUCGAGAGCUACAUGCACGCUGCGAGCCCGCCGGGCGUGGACCUCGUCAGCGGGGGCGGCCUCAGCCGCGUCGAGCGGGGGUGGCCGCCGGGCGACGGCGAGUCGGGGGGGGCCAACGCGGCGCUGGCGGGCCUCGACACCUGGCUCGGAGUCAGCGACGUGAAGGACUGCUUCCACCGGCUGCUGCUGGAGGACGGCCCGGGCCUGCAGGAGUACUUCGGGCACCCUCCCCUGCGGGCCGCCGACCUGCGGCUGACGGAGCUGGACGGCGCGCGGCUGGCGCCGAGCACGCUGGUCUACCCGCUUGCGCGGGCGCUGCCGAUGGGCUGGGCCUGGUCGCUGUUCUUCGCGCAGUCGGCCAACUCGUGCCGCAUGCUGAAGGUGCCCUCCUUGCAGGGCGCGCCCGUCAUGACUGACCGCGGGCCUCCCCUCAUCCUGGAUCGCCCGAGCUCCAUGGGCCACUACGCCUACGUGGACAACAUGGGGGUGCUGGGCACGACCGAGGGCGCGGUCCGCCGGGGCCUCGAGGGGGCCAUCUCGUCCUUCGGCGGGGUCGGCCUCGAGGUCCAUGAGACCGCCGUGACGAAUGAGGGUGGCGAGGCCUUGGGCGUGCAGCUCGAUGCUGACUGGGACGCCCGGUGGCUGCUGGGCGUCUACCAGUCGGACGCCUCCCUCGAUGGCGUCGGGCUGGCCUACUCGGUGUGGGGCCCGAAGGACGUGGGGCGCGUGGGCCGCGUGACAGAGCGGUCGCGCUACCGCCUGGUUGCCGAGGCGGCGCGGCAACGCGCCGUGGAGGCCGCGGGGCUGCAGGUGCUGGCCGACGGGGCCGUCGGCCCGCCCGAGGCCCGGCCGCCAGGCAUUCCCGAGGUGGAGGUAGCGCGCUGGAGUGUCGACCCCGACUUCGAGGAGGUGCCCGCGGAAUUGCUGCGCCGCGAUCGCUGGCGGACGGUCUUGGCCGAUCGCUGGGCCUUCGACGAGGGGAUCGUGCACCUCGAGGGCCGGGCUGUGGUGAAGGCCGUGGAGCGCGUGGCCAGCUCGCGCGCAGGGCGGGACGGCCGGGUCCUUCUGCUGGGGGACAACAUGGCCGUGACCCUCGCCUUUUCGCGCUCGCGGGCCCGCGACUUCAAGCUGCUGACGAUGAUUCGGCGGACGGCCGCGUGCGCCUUCGCGCGCGGCCUGCGGUUCAGUUAUAGGUGGAUCCCUUCGGAGUUCAACGGCAGCGAUGAGGGGGGCAGGAUUCGGCCGCCGAGCCGGGCGGCGCGGGCGAGGGUGCUGACGCGGGGUCUGCUGGCACAGGGCCCCGCGCCGAGCCAGCCAGCGGCGCAGGGGGCGCAGACGGGGCCGCCGGGGCUGCCGCCGGGCUGCGCGAGGGGCCGCCGGGCGGCCUCGCGGGGCCGCAGCCCGCGCCGAGCGCGGAGGCUGAGCCGAGAGGCCUGCAGUGGAUUGGCGAAGCGCGCGAGCGCGGGGCCGGUGCCCCGGCCGUCCUGCCUGGAGCAGGCGCCCCAGACAGAGCGGGGCCGCGCGGCGGCCAACCCCUUCCGCGACGCCAAGGCCGCGGCCGCGACCGCCGCUUCCGCCGAGGGCGACAGCGAGAGCAGCUGCGAGGAGGAGCUGCCAAGCCGGGGGUCGGCGCAGGCCGAUGCCCGCCGCGCCGCGGCGCGGGUGCGGCGCAUGGCCUUCGAGGAGCUGCCGCCGGGCCAGACUUACUUGGAGGCCCACAGCGUGAAGGCGGCCACGCGGGCUCGGUACCAGACGCACGUCGGCGAGCUGGUGGCCUACGCGGACAAGAUCUCGGCCCCCCUCGGCGCGGAUGCCGAGGUCGACGAUUGCAUCGUGCGCUGGGUGAACGACGAGUUCCGCGCGGGCCGCAGGGCCUGGCGCGGCGAGAGCACGCUGGCGUCGGUGAUGUUCGUGUUCCCGGCCUUCAGCUGCAACGGAUGGAGGAAGCUCGUCUGGGCUUUCCGCUGCCUGAAAGGCUGGCGGACCCUCAGCCCGCCCAUGAGCCGGAGGCCGCUGCCGUGGCCCGUGUGGGCCGCCCUGGCGCUGCAGCUGAUGCGCAUGGGGUUCGGGCUCGCCGCGGUCGCGGUCCUCGUGAUGGUGGAGGCCUGCCUGCGGCCGUCGGAGCUCCUGUCGCUCCAGCGCCGGUCGCUCCUGCCUCCGGCCCGCGGCGGGCUGACCAGGUGGGGCCUUUUCCUUUUCCCCAGCCGCGCGGGCGUGGCGAGGAGCAAGACAGGGGAGGCGGACGACACGGUGGUGAUGGACUCGACUCGGACGCCCUGGCUGGACCACGUGUUCGAGCAUCUCAGCCAGGGGCCGGGCGAAGAGCGGAUCUUUCCUUGGGACUACAGCCAGUUCUACCAGAUGUUUUGUGCAGCGGCCAAGAGCGUGGCCCGCUACGAGAAGGCGGGCAGGCUCAACGACGCCUGGCGGGAGCUCAGCUCGGAGCAGCAGGCCCACGCCCUCGACUGCGAGCGCCUGCUCGAGGCCUUGACGCCUUUCUUCGCCGAGCUGUUCAGCGGCGCUGGCCGAGUGGCCGCGGCGGCGCGGCGCGUCGGGUACUGCUCGCGGGAGUGGGGCAUCAAGGCCGGCCCCGCGGGCAACGUGCUGCGCCAGUGCGUGGAGGCCGGGCUGUGCGCGAGCAUCCUCGCCGGCCUGGUGCUGGCCGUGAUGCUGGCCCCGCCCUGCACCUCUUUCUCCGUGGUGCAGAAUGUCAACGUGCCGCUGCGCAGCGCGACGCCAGCCGCACCGCUGCAGAGGCCGUCGCGGCAGCCGCCUGCGCCGUAUCCGUCUGCUGCGCAGGCUCUCGACCCGACUCUGGCCUCGCGGGGAGUCGUCGACGUGAGCGACGCUACCGCCGAGGCGCCCGAGCAGGUUCAGAGCCCGACCCACCAUCGGUUGUCCCCAUCGCCCAGUCACGAGCAACGGCAAGGGGGGGCGAGACCGUCCGACAGCAUGGACGAGUCGAUUGAGAAAUGGAGGCGCCGCGUUGCCGCGCGUGGUGGGUCGACGACGGGCUCGCUGCAAAGUCAUCCCAGGUCGGCCAGUGGCCCUCCGAAGACCACGCGAGGCGCGAGCUUGCUGAGGGGCUUCGAGGGAUGA